This is a messenger RNA of Lactuca saligna, 1794 nucleotides long. The record is from the annotation of a GenBank genome assembly. NCBI's taxonomy places the organism in Eukaryota, Viridiplantae, Streptophyta, Magnoliopsida, Asterales, Asteraceae.
CACACGAGUACGGUACCAUUUGGGUCUCUCUUUUAUCGUUUCUAUUGUCCCUAGUGCUUAGCCACACCCCAUUCUCACCUAACAUUUUAGCCUUAUCCCAUACUUUCUUGCUAACCUGCGCAUCAACCCCUUUUCUUUCACCUUAUCCUUCACUCGCCACCCCUCUACUUCCAUGGAUCCCCCUGGCACAUCCACGUAUCCAUCAUCGAAUCAAACAAUAUUCACUAGACUAGAAAUGUGAUGUUCCAUUGAUUUCAUUUCUCAAGCUCUGAAGCUCCAAGAAGAUACAUCAUACAUCGCCAUUCAACGUCUGUUUAGGGCUUUUUUCUUAUUUUACGUUUUGUUUAAAUCUUCUUCAAAGUAUCCGUUUAUGGCGGGAAGUGACCAAAUUAACGUCUGCGAAUCAAAGAGGGUCGUUCCACUGAAUCAAUGGAUCCUCAUGUCUAAUUUCAAGCUGGCUUACAACCUUCUCCGGCGACCGGACGGUACUUUCAACCGCCAUUUAGCAGAAUUCCUCGACCGGAAAGUCCCAGCGAACGUGAAUCCCGUCGACGGAGUUUUCUCCUUCGAUAUCGUAAUCGACCAAACAAUUAACCUUCUCUCUCGAAUCUACCGACCUGCAAACGACACUGAACCCGAUGCAACACUCUCCACAACAUUCUCUCAACUUAAAAAACCCGUAUCAACCUCCGACGUCGUCCCCAUCAUAAUAUUCUUCCACGGUGGUAGCUUCGCCCAUUCAUCUGCAAAUAGCGCAAUCUACGACAUUCUUUGCCGCCGCCUCGUCACUCUCUGCAACGCGGUCGUGGUUUCUGUAAACUACCGCCGUGCUCCUGAAAACCCUUACCCUAGCGCAUACGACGAUGGCUGGACUGCUCUUGAAUGGGUCAACUCACGUCCAUGGCUACAAUCCAAAGACUCAAAAGCUCACAUCUACCUCGCCGGAGACAGCUCCGGUGGCAACAUCGUCCAUCAAGUCGCUUCACGUGCAGUCAAAUCCGGAAUCCAAGUCCUCGGAAACAUACUUUUAAACCCAAUGUUUGGUGGGAACACAAGAACUGAAUCUGAGAAACGUUUGGAUACAAAAUACUUUGUGACAAUUCAAGAUCGAGAUUGGUAUUGGAAAGCUUUUCUUCCUGAAGGCGAAGAUAGAGAUCAUCCAGCUUGUAAUCCUUUUGGGCCAAGAGGUGUAACUCUUGAAGGAGUUAAAUUCCCGAAAAGUCUUGUGGUUGUUGCUGGUUUGGACUUGAUUCAAGAUUGGCAAUUAGCGUAUGCAGAUGGGCUUAAAAAAGCUGGACAAGAUGUGAAACUUCUAUACCUUGAAAAAGCUACAAUUGGGUUUUACUUGUUGCCUAAUAAUGAUCACUUUCAUACAGUGAUGGAUGAGAUUCGCAGCUUUGUGACACCAAUCUCUGAUUCUAAGGGGUUUGGCUGGAUCUGGAAGUAUGUGUUUUGUUGCUUCUGCUUGAAGAAAAGCGUAUAACUUGGUGUGUGGUUGAAAGAACGCCAUUGUUGUUUGUUGACUCUGUUUCAUGAGAUCCUACUUUCCAACUUCUGGAUCCAAAGGAGAGGAAGAAAGGAGAGCAUCCUAAUUCCUGAAGGUUAUUUUUACUUAGUUUUUUUUAGCAUAUGUGUUGUUGAUUUGAGUUUGUGGGAUGAACAUGAACCCUUAUAUAUAUAUUAUGUGUAUACAUGUUUUAAGAGACGCAUAUUAUAUAUAUAUGAAAUAUAAAUAUGUUUGUUGGUGUUUCAGUAUGGCUUCUUCUUGUUACGUUUUCUCUGUUUGAUUCUGAU